AAAUUGAGACGGAGGGGCUUGAUGGACAAAAUUGGCAAUAUCAUGGCCAAACGUGGCAUUUCACUGAGGGGACACAGUAACCGCCCGUAGAGCUCGAUACACCAGAUCUUCGAAACCCAUCUUCCAAACCAUUUUUCUUUUGAUCUGUAAGUUUACGAAACACAGUAAUUCUUUCUCUUAUCUAUUUUGUUCCUCUGCUGAACUUUUUGGUGUGGGUUUUACUGCUCAUUGGAUUUCUGAGGCAAGACUUAUGUCUGCUCCAAAUGAGGAUAACAUCUCUCAACCGCAGUUGUCGUCACACGUUUUUGAUGAGCUUCUUGAUUCCAUCAUUAUUGAUGUUGCAUCUGAGUGUCACCGCGUAGCGAAACUAGGCCUUGAUCGUAAUUUAGAAGAAGGGGAGGAAGAACUUCGGUUGUCUGCUCAAGCUCGGGCAAGUGUAGCCGAUCCUAGCAAUAGUAGUGAAACAAAUGGCAAAUACAUUGUAGAUAUAUUUGGGCAAACCCAUCCUCCUGUUGCAAAUGAAAUAUUUGAAUGUAUGAAUUGUGGCCGAUCUAUCAUGGCUGGGCGGUUUGCUCCUCACUUAGAGAAAUGCAUGGGAAAGGGGAGAAAGGCCCGUCUUAAGGCAACAAGAAGUAGCACUGCUCAGAAUCGGUAUCCACGAGCCAGUUCUGCUUCAACUAACUCCCCUUAUUCAAAUCCCACCAGCACGAGUCGACAGCCAAAUGGAAGUUCCGGAGUUGCGGGUCAUGAAUACUCAAAUGGCUCCUUAGAUGAGUUGUGAGGCCUUGGAGGCAAUCCAGGAAGCUGAUUCAUCUUCAGGUGAAGGAUUGAACUGAGAAGACAACUUGGGACUUUACUCUGAUGUUUCAUCCACCCCUUAGUAGUCGUGCUGUAGCUGAGCUUGCGGAAGAGGCUAUGCUGGUUCGUCGGAUAAAGCAGAUGUUGAUCACAGUAUGGUUUUGAUAAUAACUAAUAUGCAAACAUGUCUUCCGAUACAAAUGGUUUAGUACGCAUUGGCUUCACAAGCCAGAGUUUAGCACUGUAAAGGAGACUUCACUGUCUCAACAUUCUAGUUCAAAGUAAUAACUUGAUUAUCAGUUCUUUGGUCCUGUUCUUCCAAGGGAUUAUAAGCAAGUAUAGAGUGAAAGAAUAUGUAAAUUUUGCACUAUUAACAAUUGAACCGAUUAAGACGGUAUGUUUUCUA
This is a messenger RNA of Lycium barbarum (goji berry), 1204 nucleotides long. Its product is annotated as SAGA-associated factor 11. Lineage: Eukaryota; Viridiplantae; Streptophyta; Magnoliopsida; Solanales; Solanaceae. The record is from RefSeq and is a predicted model, not a curated record. Gene Ontology annotation, cellular component: DUBm complex; SAGA-type complex. The transcript is spliced from 4 exons. Bases 251 to 781 code for a protein of 176 amino acids.